AUGCAUGACGUUCAAGAGGUAGAUAGCGAUCAGUUACAAUGGCAGUCCGCAGACCACGUAUCGGAACGGCGAAUGAUGGUGCAACGAGUUGUGCAGCUUUCGCGAAGUCAUAGCAAGUCCGACGCGAACUCGGUCAGAGCGGUGCUGCUGGCUGAACACAUUGAAUUGGCACUCUACUCGCGUGCCGGCUCGCUGAUGGAAUAUUGCAAUCUGGCUACGCUUCGACGACGACUACAGAGCCUUUUUUUAGCUUCUAGUGUGUACGAAGCUGUGGCAAAUGAGACGGUCGUGCAGACCAGAAAGCGUCGCAUUGUGUCACGGACUGUGAUGCAAGGAAACAGGAUGACUAAACGUCGACGAUGCACAGGCAUUGCGUCAACGAUUGCUGAAUCGAUUGCCGCUACCUUCUUAUCGAGUUGCGUACUGUAUCUGACAAUGGAGGUUGCUCAGUUGACACAAGGGUUGGCUUCCAACUCGUCCAUGCUUUGGCUGACCAACCUCCAGCAGCUUGUUGUACACCAGGCUGGAGCAUUGUCAAGAGUGGGCUCAGCAACAACUCCACUUUACGCUAGAAGCUGUGCAGAACUUCCCGUGAACGAAUUGAAUGAUGGCGAAAGUGCUGUGGCAGCUCUGGCUACUGCAUUGAACUACGGCACCUUCCCGCAUCUCAAGAAGUUGCAGCUCAUCUCGGUGUUUGUCAAUACCAUAGGCCACAACGGUCUAUUCCCACUGUGCAAUGCACUGGGAACUGGCUGCUGUCCGUUUUUGGAAGACGUACUGCUGGCUGGUAACAACCUUGGCAAUCUCGGCGCAUACAGAGUCGCACGUUUGCUUUUGUCUCCACAAGCUCCUUGCCUUGUUUGUUUGGAUCUACGCCGCAACUUCAUAGGUGAGACUGGACUGCGUGCAGUUGUGCAUUCUUUAAUCCCAGACGCAGUCUUCGCUUCAAGUUCUGUGCAUGGGAGGUAA
Peronospora belbahrii is the source of this 969-nucleotide messenger RNA. NCBI's taxonomy places the organism in Eukaryota, Oomycota, Peronosporomycetes, Peronosporales, Peronosporaceae. The record is from the annotation of a GenBank genome assembly.